AGCUGCCUGUCCAAAAUUAGACUCUGCUAUUGAAAGUAAAUAAUCAAGGAAAUUGAAUGAUCGCGAUAACCAUGAUAACAAUCCAGUGUUGUUCGGAAGAUAGCGAGUUAUACGUUUGGACUUAGUAGACUUGUCUUUUUACCACACAGACUGGAAAAGUAGGUUGUGGGAAUAAAAGCACGGAUCAAAGACUAACAGUAGCAAUUACUGAUAACUACCGGUCACCAACAGAAUAAUAAUGGCUGACGAGAAAGCAUUAACCUAUAUAGAGGCUAGUCCCCAAGAAGAUGCCAGUGCAUACGGUGCUAAUUAUGGGGCCCACAGAGAAGGAAUGACCAAAGAAGAGGUUGCAGAAUAUUAUUCAAAAUGGGGAUAUAGCGGAAAGUACGAAGAGGAUCUUUGCCCAGAGAGAUACAACGGUCCAAAAUAUGGCGCAGAGGCUUUAGCACAGGCGUAUCUGGGUAACCGAGAAUCUAUACACAUCUUGGACAUAGCCGCAGGGACAGGAUUUUUAGGCGAAGAGUUACAUAAGCGAGGAUUUAAAAAAAUAGACGGUUUAGAUCCAGCUGAAGGCAUGCUUGCAAUGGCAAGAAAAAAGAACAUUUAUGGUAGACUUAUCUGUGAAUUUAUAUGCGAAAAAAGACUUCCAGUUGAAAAUGAUACAUAUGAUUGUACAAUAAUUGCUGGUGGUAUGGGUGAAGGUCACAUUCCAUGUGUAGCUUUACAUGAAAUGAUCAGAAUUACUAAACCAGGUGGCUUAGUUGUUAUAGUCAUGAGAGAAGAAUACUUAGACUAUGUUAAAGAAUAUAAAGACAGACUAGAGGUUCUGAUGCAGGAAUUAGAAGAUGCGGGAAAAUGGGAAAGCGUCUCAAGAGUUAUCGUUCCUAAUUAUUCGUUUGACAAUAACGGAGUUAUAUUUAAAUAUAAAGUCUGUUGAUUUCUUAGGGACAUAGACUAUUGGGAUUUUACUGUUACUAUUUAAAUUGCGGGUUUUAUUUUAUUAACAAAUGCAAGCACGAAUCUUAUUUUCUAUUUAAUCCUGUUAAUCUCGGGUUAUUUGAAUACAUUAUGAUUAUGAAUGAAUCUAUAGAAUUUCAUUAUAAUGACCACGUUAUAAUAUCUGAUAGAGCGAUCCUGUAUGCUUACACAGUUACACUUAUUCAGUAUGAAGGCAGCUUAGAUUGAAAUCAAAUAUAUGUAUAUCAAGAAAAUGAAUCUCAAUUGCGUAUAUCAUUUUUUGUUUGUUUGUAUAAUGUAAAUAUACAUGUAACAGUAAAAUGAUAAACAAAUAGCGGGAACAAUUAUAUGAAGAGAUAACGUAUGAGUGUUUUAUAACUGACAGCUGUGAUGAAAAAUAUUUAAUAUGCAUUUUUAAUGAAGUAAAAAACUAAAUUCAA
Mytilus californianus (California mussel) is the source of this 1397-nucleotide messenger RNA. RefSeq lists its product as uncharacterized. NCBI's taxonomy places the organism in Eukaryota, Metazoa, Mollusca, Bivalvia, Mytilida, Mytilidae. The record is from RefSeq and is a predicted model, not a curated record. The transcript has 7 exons. Bases 239 to 937 code for a protein of 232 amino acids.